Molecule: messenger RNA, 9101 nt
Organism: Pseudophryne corroboree (corroboree frog)
Lineage: Eukaryota; Metazoa; Chordata; Amphibia; Anura; Myobatrachidae
Product: sodium channel protein type 5 subunit alpha-like
Exons: 28
Coding region: 1099-7095 (1998 amino acids)
Biological process (GO): neuronal action potential; sodium ion transmembrane transport; membrane depolarization during action potential
Cellular component (GO): axon; voltage-gated sodium channel complex; plasma membrane
Molecular function (GO): voltage-gated sodium channel activity
Source: RefSeq, a predicted model, not a curated record
UUGUCUUUUCCAGUGAUGAGCUCCCUGUAGUCCUUAUUAUAAUGAUCACACCUGCACUGGGUAUUCACUGUCAGGUGCAGAAGAGCAUUUGAUUCCUGCAUGGCAAUGAUUAUAUUACCCAUCCGGACAAAGAGAAGGGUUUGCAACACAGUACUCCUGGUUUAUGUUCUCUUUUAAAAGUUUCUAUUUGUGGGAUGUUUAAUGUGGAUUAUUUUUCUGAGGACUAUUUGGACAAAGAGGAGGAAAAGUCGAGAUGGAUGUGACACUUACUUACAUGGAGUUGGGAGGAUACUUCUCUGAACUUCACCUGUUUCCAAUAUCUCGGUAACAUCGCUUGAGUUUAAUGUGACUAAAUAAUAAAUCUCGUACAGAAGGUAAAGAAAGUACAAGAAGUAUAUCUGUGACUUCUGGCUGGCUUGCUUACAUGAAGGUACAGGAGGCUAAUUAGUGUCCUUCUGAUGCUAAAAGCCUGGGGAGCUGCUUUUACAGGGUCCUUUAUCUUCCAUCCCAGGUAUUCCCUGACAGCCUCGGGACUCCCAGGUUUGGAGGCACCUGGGAAUUCCAGCAAAAACUUGGAUGACCAAUUGUUGUUGCCUGAUGGGAGAGAGACCUCCCAGGCCAGCCCUGUAUGUGUUGGAGGCAGCUGCUGCCUGGCUCCGUUUCAGGGAGUGGUUACCUUGAGACCAGUCUUGAGCUUGCUGAUCAGAGAUCACACAAAACCUUGGAGGGGUUCCAGGCACACAACAAGCCUCAGCAGGUAAUUACAGCUCUAACCCUCUAAACUCCAGCAUUAUCCCCCUCUGGACCAGCUCAGCCUUCCUCUUCCCAUCCUCAUCUUUACAGAUCAGCUUGGCACAGUCCAGCAGCUGGAGGAGGGCUCCCCCCCAAUUUGUGCCUCCCACAAAAGCAACAUGAGCUGAGUUUUUAAUUGGACUAACCAUCAAGGGUAGAGAACAGAGCAGUUUGUGGACUUAACCCGAGAAUUUAUAUACAGAUCUAGGCAGCAUCAGAACUAUAUAGAUCUACAGGACAAGCUGCACUUCAAUCUGUUUCCAAUGCUAUAAGUAAGAAUUAGGGCAGAAGGAGCAGGAUGAAAAUAUGGCAGUCCUGUUGUUGCCACCAGGUCCUGACAGCUUCCGCCGCUUCACCCCCGAAUCAUUGGCUGCUAUCGAGAAGCGUAUUGCUGAGGAACAGGCCAGAAGUGCCAAACGGGAAUACCGAGAUGGAGAGAACAAUGAGAACACAGAGGACAAACCUGCGCCACAUCCUGACUUGGAGGCUGGCAAACAGCUGCCUCGAAUCUUUGGGGACUUUCCAUCACAUCUCAUCGGACAACCCCUGGAGGAUAUUGACCCUUUCUACAAAAACCAAAAGACCUUUGUAGUACUAAACAAAGGAAAGACAAUCUUCAGAUUUAGUGCCACACCUGCUUUGUAUAUAAUUAGUCCUUUCCAUCCUAUCAGAAGAGCUUCAAUCAAAAUUUUGGUACAUUCAUUGUUCAGUAUGUUUAUAAUGUGCACUAUUCUCACAAACUGCGUUUUCAUGGCGAUGUCAGACCUUGGACCGUGGAGCAAAUAUGUUGAGUAUACUUUCACUGGCAUUUACACUUUUGAAUCAAUGAUAAAAAUCCUGGCAAGAGGGUUCUGUAUGAAAGAAUUUACCUUCCUGCGAGACCCAUGGAACUGGCUGGACUUCAGUGUUAUUGUUAUGGCAUAUGCCACUGAGAUUGUCGACCUGGGCAAUGUGUCAGCUUUAAGAACAUUCAGAGUACUUCGAGCAUUGAAAACAAUCUCAGUCAUUCCAGGACUGAAGACCAUUGUCGGAGCUCUCAUCCAGUCAGUAAGGAAGCUUGCGGAUGUUAUGAUCUUGACGGUUUUCUGUUUGAGCGUCUUUGCCCUGAUAGGGCUGCAACUCUUUAUGGGCCAUUUAAAACAAAAAUGCGUUCGAGAUUUCAUUGACUAUAACAAAACAAUAUCUCAAAGCUUGUCUUGGGAAAUGGAGAACUCUACCUGGUCAUCUUAUGAGGAUUUCAUCAAAGAUGAUAAGAAUAUCUUCAAAAAACCUGGAGCAAAAGAUGCCUUGCUUUGUGGAAAUAGCAGCGACGCUGGGAAGUGCCCUGAAGGUUACAUUUGUCUGAAGGUUGGGAAGAACCCCAAUUACGACUACACCAGUUUUGAUACCUUUGGGUGGGCUUUCCUUUCUCUCUUCCGACUUAUGACACAGGACUACUGGGAGAAUUUAUAUCAGCAGACUCUCAGGGCUUCAGGGAAGACAUACAUGAUAUUUUUUGUAUUCGUCAUCUUUUUGGGAUCCUUUUAUUUGGUAAACUUGAUCCUUGCUGUGGUCGCCAUGGCGUAUGAAGAGCAGAACCAGGCCAGCAUUGCUGAGGCAGAGAAAAAGGAAAAGGAGUUUCAGCAAGCCAUGGAGCAACUAAAGAAGGAGCAAGAGGCACUUGCCAGCAGAGGACCUGAUGCUGGAUCUCACAGCUCCUGUGAAAUGUCGCCCUUCAGUUCCAAAAGUGCCAAAGAAAGGAGAAACCGAAGAAAGAAAAAAAAAUCCUCAGAAGUUGACGAGUAUAAUGAUCACACGAGAGCUCACAGAGGAGAGUCUGAUGAAGACAGCAUGCGAAAGAUGUCUCUUCUUGGCAUUGGUUUUGGGCCCAGCUCAGCAAAACGAAGGAUAAGUCAAGGAAGUAUAUUUAACUUUCGUAUCCGUGGAAGGGAUCUUUGCUCAGAGACUGAAUUUGCCGAUGAUGAAGUAAGCAAUGCCAGUGACGGUCAUAGAGGAUCAUUGCUCGUUCCACGUGCUGGAAGACGCCAAAGUGUCCAGAGCCAAACAAGUGCACAUUCCUAUCCAAACACCCCUGGAUUUACACAGAAUGGCAAGAGGAACAGUUCGGUGGACUGUAAUGGAGUGGUGUCUUUGGUUGGAGGAGCUGGCACUCACUCCAAUCCACCCUCUCCAGGAUCAUUACUACUGCCAGCCGUCAUUGUGGAGAAAUCUGGGAUGGAAGAAAAUAUGUCUCCCUCAGACCUUGAAAUGAGUAAGAUGCAGUUGCUGAUGCCUCAUCGCCUCUCAGUGGAAUACAUGGACCAGCCAUUUCAGCGUCAGCGGGCAGUCAGUGCUGUCAGUGUAUUGACCAAUGCCAUGGAAGAACUUGAAGAAUCCAGACAGAAAUGUCCUUCUUGCUGGAACCAUUUUGCCCAGAGGUUCCUGAUCUGGGACUGUUGUACACUGUGGUUACAAAUCAAGAAAGGUGUGCUAUUCGUUGUCAUGGAUCCUUUCACGGACCUAACCAUCACCAUUUGUAUUGUACUGAACACCCUCUUCUUGGCUUUGGAACACGACGCGAUGACAGAUGACUUUAAAAGAAUGCUAAACACUGGCAACUACGUUUUCACUGGUAUUUUUACUGCUGAAAUGGUGUUCAAAAUUAUUGCCUUAGAUCCCUACUACUAUUUCCAGCAGGGAUGGAAUAUUUUCGAUAGCAUCAUAGUGACUCUGAGUUUAACGGAAUCCUAUCUGAAUAAUCUUUCCAGUAUGGGAAAUCUGUCUGUCUUGCGCUCUUUCCGACUGCUUCGGGUUUUCAAAUUGGCAAAGUCUUGGCCAACAUUAAACACUCUCAUCAAAAUCAUCGGCAAUUCUGUUGGAGCACUAGGGAACCUCACCCUUGUUUUGGCAAUCAUUGUCUUUAUUUUUGCUGUGGUGGGAGUGCAGCUUUUUGGUCGGAACUACCUGGACUGUGUCUGCAAAAUUAAUGAGGAUUGCAAAUUACCACGAUGGCAUAUGAAUGACUUCUUUCAUUCAUUCCUCAUUGUGUUCCGAAUUUUGUGUGGAGAAUGGAUUGAGACCAUGUGGGAUUGUAUGGAAGUUAGCGGUAAACCACUGUGCCUCCUUGUCUUCCUGCUGGUCAUGGUUAUAGGAAACCUGGUGGUCCUGAACCUCUUCUUGGCUCUCCUGCUAAGCUCUUUCAGCGCAGACAAUUUAUGCGCACCAGAUGAUGAUGGAGAAAUGAACAAUCUUCAGAUCGCCAUUGCUAGAAUUCAAAGGGGCAUUUCCUUUGCUAAACAAACCAUCUUAGAUUUUUUCUGCAACUUAUUCACCAAGCCCAAAAAAACUGGGGACACUUUUAUAACAACUCUGUCUAGAAAGGAUAGGAAUAUCAACAACAUCAAUCUGAACAAUCACAUGAGCAUGGCCGAUACUGGGAAAGAAAAGGGCGAUUACAUGGAAGGAAAUAAUACUAAUGGACGCAUUUCAAAAAAUGGGGACAAGUAUGUCGUUAGUGAGGGUGACGAUUACAUGACCAACCCUCGUCUCUCUGUCUGUGUUCCUAUUGCUUUGGGUGAAUCUGAUGCAGAGUAUCAUGAAGAUGAUGAACAGAGUAUUUUCACAGAUGCUGAGAAUGGUAAAGAGACUGAUGAUACAUGUAAAAAGAAACCGUAUGACAGCAUUUCCGAGUGCAGCACGGUAGACCUGAGAAAAUCCGGAGAACUCAUCGAGCAACAACCUGUCUCUAAUGAGGAGUUCAUGGAGCCCGAGGAAUGCUUUACGGAAGGCUGUUUGCGUAACUGCCCAUGUUUCAAAAUAGACGUCACAAAAGGAGUGGGCAAAGUGUGGUGGAAGCUGAGAAAGACGUGCUACAAGAUAGUUGAACACAACUGGUUUGAGAGUUUUAUCAUCUUCAUGAUUCUCCUCAGUAGUGGAGCACUGGCAUUUGAAGAUAUUUAUAUCGACAAGAAAACAGUCAUCAAAGUUAUCUUGGAAUAUGCAGACAAGGUUUUCACUUAUAUCUUUGUCCUUGAAAUGCUCCUGAAAUGGGUGGCGUAUGGCUUUAAGAAGUACUUCACUAAUGCUUGGUGUUGGCUGGAUUUCUUCAUAGUUGGUGUGUCUUUAAUAAGCCUCAUAGCUACUGCACUGGGAUUCUCCGACUUUGGUCCUAUAAAAUCUCUUAGGACCCUCAGAGCUUUGAGACCGUUAAGGGCAUUGUCACGGUUUGAAGGGAUGAGGGUGGUAGUGAAUGCCUUAAUUGGGGCUAUCCCAUCCAUCAUGAAUGUCCUGCUGGUCUGUCUCAUUUUCUGGCUCAUUUUUAGCAUUAUGGGAGUGAAUUUAUUUGCUGGAAAGUUUGGAAAAUGCAUUUAUGCUGAUAACAAGACAGAGGUGGAUCCCUCCAUUGCAGACAAUAAAACCCUUUGUAAGUUAAUGAAUGUAACAGAAGCCUACUGGACUAAAGUAAAAGUCAACUUCGAUAAUGUUGGUGCAGGAUACCUGGCGCUUCUUCAAGUGGCAACAUUUAAAGGAUGGAUGGACAUCAUGUACGCUGCUGUGGACUCACGGGAAGAGCAAGAAUAUCAGCCAAUAUAUGAAAAAAAUAAGUACAUGUACCUGUAUUUUGUCAUUUUCAUCAUUUUUGGAUCUUUCUUCACCCUGAACCUUUUUAUUGGUGUGAUCAUAGACAACUUCAACCAACAAAAAAAGAAGUUAGGAGGCCAGGAUAUUUUUAUGACAGAGGAACAAAAAAAAUAUUAUAAUGCAAUGAAGAAGCUGGGCUCAAAAAAGCCUCAAAAACCAAUUCCAAGGCCAAAGAACAAAUUUCAAGGAUUCAUCUUUGAUGUUGUAACCAAGCAAGCCUUUGACAUUAUUAUUAUGGUCCUCAUAUGUCUUAACAUGGUCACGAUGAUGGUGGAAACAGAUGAACAGACUGACUAUGUAGAUAAUUUACUUUACUAUAUUAACCUGGCAUUUGUGGUCAUUUUUUCUGGGGAAUGUAUGUUGAAAAUCCUGGCGCUCAGGUACUACUACUUCACUAUCGGAUGGAACAUCUUCGAUUUUGUUGUGGUGAUCCUAUCCGUUGUUGGCAUUGUACUUUCGGAUAUUAUCAAAAAUUACUUUGUGUCUCCGACACUGUUCAGGAUAAUACGCUUAGCACGAAUUGGGCGCGUUCUCCGCCUUAUUAGAGGAGCCAAAGGAAUAAGGACUCUUUUGUUUGCUUUGAUGAUGUCUCUUCCUGCUUUGUUUAACAUUGGUCUCCUCCUCUUCCUCGUUAUGUUCAUAUACGCCAUAUUUGGUAUGUCAAACUUUGCAUAUGUGAAGAUGGAAAGUGGAAUUGACGACAUGUUUAACUUUCAAACUUUUGGAAACAGCAUGAUUUGUCUUUUCCAAAUCACAACAUCAGCUGGAUGGGAUGGGCUUCUCAGCCCGAUUUUAAACAGUAAAGAACCCGACUGUGAUCUAUUUUUUCCCAACCCAGGGAGCAGUACAGUGGGGAACUGUGGAAAUCCUACAGUGGGAAUAGUUUUUUUCGUCAGUUACAUUAUCAUAUCAUUUCUUAUCGUAGUCAAUAUGUACAUAGCCAUCAUUCUAGAGAACUUCAGUGUGGCAACAGAGGAAAGUACAGAACCUCUAAGUGAGGAUGACUUUGAAAUGUUUUAUGAAGUCUGGGAGAAAUUUGACCCAGAAGCUACACAGUUCAUUGAUUACUCAGUACUUUCCACAUUUGCAGACUCCAUUGCUGAGCCUUUACGUAUACCAAUCCCAAAUGGGAUUAAACUCAUCGCAAUGGACCUUCCUAUGGUCAGUGGAGACAGGAUUCAUUGCUUAGAUAUUUUGUUUGCAUUCACCAAAAGAGUUCUUGGUGAAUCUGGUGAGAUGGAUGCUUUAAAGAUACAAAUGGAAGAAAAAUUUAUGGCGGCCAACCCAUCUAAAAUUUCUUAUGAACCCAUCACCACAACACUAAGACGUAAACAUGAAGAGGUGUCUGCCUGUAUCAUCCAAAGAGCCUACAGGAGGCAUCUGCUUCAUCGUUCCAUGAAACAAGCCUCAUUCCUUUACCGUCAUAGGUCAUGUGAUGGCAACAUCAUUGAGGAAGAUGCCCCAGAAAAGGAAGGUCUUAUAGCAAUUAUUAUGAAUGAGAAUUUUGGGCAUCAUUUGGAUAAAGUGGAAUCUCUCUCUUCAACUUCUUUUCCACCUUCUUAUGACAGUGUAACCAGGGACACAGGUGACAAUGUCCAGUUGGAAAGAGAAGAUACUGCGAAAAGCGAUGAGUCCACAGAUUUUAAAAUAUGUGCAGACAGAGACAAAGAAUCAUUUGUAUAAUCGUUUUUGAAAUGCUAUCAGAUAUCGUUUACAGGAUGUUAUGACGUACGAGUACACAACUGUUCUGGACCCCCUCCUGUUCAAUUUAUUUGCAAAUAAAAAUAAAUAACUUUUCAUUUGAAGAACUGGGCGCAGAUGCUCUACAGUCAUUGACUGAUUACCAGUCAACUUUGCUUUAUAUUUCUACAUCCAGAACUUAUGCAGCCUAAAAAGUAAUAACAGUGGCGUGGUUAUGAGUAUGCUAAUGUGUAACAGAGUAAUGCAAUGUAUCUCUAUACACAGACAAAGCCUGAUUGUAUACAUUCAUUUAUGGUCUUAUACUAGUGUGUUUAGUAAAGGUUAUAUAUGACCUUGUAUCUAAGUUAAAUCCAAAUAUCACAAGCUGCUGUAGCAAAACUAUAUACACCUACUGUAUAUGUCUCGAACGGUCUUUCAUACAUUUAUAUUUGAUAUAUUUUUUUUUUACAUAAAAAAAGUUUUUGUUUUUUCCAAGGGGAGAGCAGAUGGUCGUUUAAAGAUCUGCAUUAUAAACUCUCAAAUUAUGUAAUAUAAAAAAAUAAAAUUAAAAAGUUGGGAUAUUACUGCUCACAAUUGUUACAAAACAUUUCAACUGUUAUUACAAGCUGACGUGUAAUUGCUUGGCAUGGGUAAUGCAAAUAAAGCUUUUAAAAAGGGUGAAUUAACGUGUGCUAAAUAACCAACAAUUUUGUUGAAUUAAAUAUGUCUGAGAAAAAAAGUUUAUUUGAGAUUUUUAAGAAAUAAAUUAAAAAACAUUUAAAUCUUCGGUCAGGCCCCAGCUAUUAACAGAAAUAUUGCUUAGUAGCCACCGCCUCUCAUCACUCCCAUGUUUCUUUCAGCUCUUUUUCUAAUCCAUAUUGUUUUUCUUUCCUAUAAUUCUGCCAACAGUUACAGUAGUCUACGUGUCCAACCAUAUAAGUCUCUGUAUUGCCUCCAUGUCUCAGACUCCCUCAGGGUUUCUCAGUUACUCAUCCACAUUCUACCCAAAAUGUCUAUGCAAUGUUUCUUCCAUAGCUAUGUCAUUCUUUCCCAUUUCCCCAUCUAAUCAACUAUAUAUCCCCCAUUGCAUGUUUUCCAUCCAAUCUAACUGCCAUAUCAUCGUGUGUCUUCCACCCAUCCACAGCUUUUUAAAAAGUAAUUGUCUUUAUUUAGCUGGACAGCAGCAUGCUAGAGAAGACCACUCUAGGCUUGGUGUAAAAAGUCAAUUCCAUCUUAUUGUGUGGUGCCAUGUACAAUAAGACGAUUAAGGGUGAGAAUCCAGUGUGGGGCUUAUUUUACCUGUCACUGCAAUCUUUGGGUUUUUCUCUAUAAAUCCUGCCUGCUGUUUGGCACCAUGGUGAAAUGUUGUACGGACAACAAAAUCUUUCCAUGUGCUGAAUCACCGCACAAACUAAGUAUGCACCCUGUGUAAUGGAUUUUCUUUUCGUUGUAGUCAGGUGUCUCAUAUCACAGAUAUUUUUUUUAAAUAAAGAUAAUUUAAUUGACAAGAUUAGCGUGAUGCGGCCCACAAGCGUGCCGAUUAAAUGCACUUUUCGUAUACAGUCUCUGUAGGGCUGCGUGGAUUCGUUGUGCCUUUUGUUUGAAUAAAGCACGCUCCAUGGGUACUAAAAGUCAGAGAAAAAGCCAUUUCCUCCUUUUAACGAGGCAACAAAAUCCAAUCACUACUUCAAAAAAUUUCAUUUAUAGUUUUGCCUGGUUUAGUAUUACUGUGUAUAACUCGUUGCAUCCAUUUAUCCUUUUGUUCUAAAAAUGUCUAAACGGUUGUUAAAAGUAUCAACUGCAUCAGCUAGCCAUUACUUAAUAAUGUGUACAUUUCCAUUGCCAUUACUGUAAAGAACCAUUUCUAUGUUGCACAUAAAAGCUCACUUUCUCUAAUCUCAAGUGAUGUCCACUUAUCACCUACACAGCACAUGUAAUAAAAAGUUCCCUUGAGAACUUCUUGUAUUGACCUUGAAUAUACUUGAAUAAAAUUAUCAUUCUUUUUUAUC